GAGGCCAGACGGAACUUCAGUCUCCAACAUCGCUAUUAAAGCAACCAGCUCCCGAGGAAGAAGUCCCUAUAAAAUCUAGGGUCAUUCUCUUUCCCGGGAAAAUUCUCGAACUUUACAUUGGUUGGUGAGAAAUUUCAGGACAGAGACUUUCAGUAUCUGUGCUGCAAGGGGUGUUGUUGGUGGGUCCAAACUGACUGUGAGGUCUCUCUACUGAAGUCCCAACAUUGUUUUGGAAUUUAUGAGCACGAGAUCCUAAGUCUAAUACAGUUUUAUUGUUGCGUUGGUUUGGGUUCGGAAAGGAGUUACCAGGAAGUAGAGGGGGGAAAGGUUUCUUGAGCUGAAGUAGGAAUGUGUUUGACUGGGAUUUUCAUUAUGGGGAAUCAUUAUGAGGUCUAACGAUUUUUAGGAGUAGGAGCUUUGUGGAUGGAUCGUACUCUAAAAUUUUGUGUGUUGCUGAUGCUUGUUGCGCUAGUGAAUGCCUCUUUCACAAAACAUGAUUUUGGACGUUGCGAAAGAGCUGUUAGAAAUUGGGCAUACUCUUCACUUGACAAAGAAACCAGAGAGGAUAAACACACACUAAGAGAUUUACUAUUUUUCCUCCACGUUCCAAGAACAGGAGGACGCACAUAUUUUCACUGUUUCUUGAAGAAGUUGUAUCCCGGCUCUCUUGAGUGCCCUCGUUCUUAUGAUAAGCUGCGCUUUGAUCCAAGCAAACCUAACUGCAGGCUUUUAGUUACGCAUGAUGACUUUAGCAUCACUUCAAAACUUCCAAGGGAGAGAACUUCUGUGGUUACCGUACUUAGGGAUCCUAUUAGUCGUGUUUUUAGUACUUAUGAAUUUGCAGUAGAGGUUGCGGCUAGAUUUUUGGUCCACCCAAACUUGACAUCUGCAACUCGUAUUGCUGGACUCAUGCGCUCUAGGACUAAAGGAGUAAGCACGCUUGAUAUCUGGCCCUGGAAGUAUCUGGUCCCAUGGAUGAGGAAAGACCUAUUUGAUAGGAGGGGUCUGAGGCAAAGUAGGGGACUACCUAUCACUAAGAGCAAUGAUUCCUAUGACAUGGAAGAAUUUGCAAUGCCAUUGCAUGAAUUCAUUAAUCAUCCUGUGGCUGAGGAUAUUGUACAUAACGGAGCCACGUUCCAGGUUGCAGGUUUGACAAACAAUUCUUAUAUAGCAGAAUCACAUGAAGUGCGCCAUUGUGUACAGAAGUAUAAGAUUCUUGGCAAGUAUGUGCUUCAAGUUGCAAAGAAGAGGUUAGAUGAUAUGUUAUACGUUGGUCUGACUGAGGAGCACAAAGAAUCUGCCACAAUUUUUGCAAAUGUUGUUGGUGCUCAGGUGAUAUCACAGCUGAGAGAACCAAAUACUAGCGUGACUGGUGUUGAUAACACAGGGCAUAGUUCACUGUCAAAUUCUGGACCUGAUAACUACGAACAUCAGAAUCACACCUUAGACAGCAGAGCCAGUGAGACUCCUUCAAACGAAGCAACAGAAUCAAAAAUGACUGUGGGAGACCUCAUGGAAGCUUAUGAAGACUGUGUUUCUAGUUUACGGAAGGCCCAAAGUCAACGGCGCACCUUUUCUUUGAAGAGAAUAUCUCCAGUGAAAUUUUCAACAAAGGCACGCCUUCAGGUUUCUGAUGAGGUUCUUCAGCAGAUACGAUUUCUUAAUGACCUUGACUUAGAACUCUAUGAAUAUGCAAGAGAGCUUUUCUCCAAUCAACACAAAAAUGUAUUACAGAAAUUCACUGAGGAAAGAUGGGAAAGCAUGUCAAGCUUGGUGAACUGGAAGCUCCUUCCUUCGGUAAUCCCUUUCGCCUUCCUCCUCUUGUUCUUUCUUAUUGUAAAUAUGAGAAGAAGAAUGUUGAAGGCUAAGAUAUAAAUGUUAUUCAAUACUAAACAUCAGAAAGUAAACAUUGGGAUACGGCUUGUCAUUGUUAUGUACCUUCGGGAGGUAUGAGAGAUCAGAUAUAUCAAGUUUCACGUGCCA
Neltuma alba is the source of this 1983-nucleotide messenger RNA. Its product is annotated as protein-tyrosine sulfotransferase-like. Gene Ontology annotation, molecular function: heparan sulfate 6-sulfotransferase activity. The transcript has 14 exons. Lineage: Eukaryota; Viridiplantae; Streptophyta; Magnoliopsida; Fabales; Fabaceae. Gene Ontology annotation, cellular component: membrane. The coding region runs from base 424 to 1875 and encodes 483 amino acids. The record is from RefSeq and is a predicted model, not a curated record.